Helicoverpa armigera (cotton bollworm) is the source of this 2190-nucleotide messenger RNA. Its product is annotated as putative aminopeptidase W07G4.4. The transcript has 6 exons. The coding region runs from base 530 to 2053 and encodes 507 amino acids. Gene Ontology annotation, molecular function: manganese ion binding; metalloaminopeptidase activity. Gene Ontology annotation, cellular component: cytoplasm. Lineage: Eukaryota; Metazoa; Arthropoda; Insecta; Lepidoptera; Noctuidae. Gene Ontology annotation, biological process: proteolysis. The record is from RefSeq and is a predicted model, not a curated record.
AGAGAAAACAAAACAACAUGAGACUGCACUCUACAACACUAUACUUUUCCUCAAAACGAACUAAAUUAUUACGUUAGAUUACUCUAUCUAGGAAGUUUGCUAGGAAGCCUUUAACGUUAGGAUAUAUAAUCAAAGGUUCUGUUGUAGAUACUGGGUACUUGAUGAAGUUUUCUCAUCAAUUAUGAAACAUUAGCUAAAAGUAAUGUUUUUUUUUUUAAAUUAAAAUAAAAUCAGUACAAAAAUAUAUAAGUACAUAACUCUUUUAGCGUACAUAGUGACUUGCGAGUUACCUUGUCGGCAAAUUGAUCUAGUGUUAUCUACUUAAUCAGUGUCGCCGUUACCGUUACGAUACCGGCGCGAUAAGGAAGGGGCGUCGGUGCCGCGCGGCGCGUCUAGAUAUCAGAGAGCGGCCUGACCAGUAAGCCGCCAGCGCAGACUCGCCCGGUCGCGCCACAGCUGCGCGCACUUCAACAGGUCAACGUACUGCUAUCUCUAGUUGUAGUGUGGAGCGUGAGGACGUGAGGGCGACAUGGGGUUCGAGUGCUUGGUGCACGGCGUGCGCGUGGCCGUGGUGAGCGAGGUGAACAGCGCGCACUACGACGCGCUGGUGCUGGUGACGGCGCCGGGCGUGGCGCCGCCGCAGGCGCUCGAGGACUUCGUGGCGGACGCGCGCCUGCUGGACGCGCAGCUGGACAGCGUGCCGGCCGUGCUGCGCUGUCCGCGCGUGUCGGGCCACCGCCUCGUGCUGUCGCCCACGGGCCCGCUGACGGCGUACGACGACGUGCGCGCCGUGGGCGAGGCGGCCCGCGCCGGCGUGCAGCGCGCCGCGGCGGCCGGCGCCACGCGCCCCGUGCUGGUGCUGCAGCCGCACCCCUCCUGGCCCGACGCCGACCUCGUCGCGCUGCUGGCCGCGCUCGAAGUGCUCUACGUGCCGCUGCAGAUCCGCGAGUCGUUCCCGGCGCAGGCGCACAAGCUGGCGGAGCUGGGCGUGUACGGCGAGGGGCUGCGCGGCGCGCUGGACGUGCUGGUGCGCGAGGCGGCGGCGCUGGAGGCGGCGCGCGGCGUGGCGCGGGACAUCGGCGGCGCCGACCCCGAGCGCAUGACGCCGCUGCGCGUGGCCGCCUACCUGCGCGAGACGUUCGCGGGCUCCAGCGUGGCGGUGCGCGUGGUGGAGGACCGCGCGGUGCUGGCGCGCGAGUACCCGCUGCUGGCGGCCGUGGACCGCGCCGCCGCCAGCGUGCCGCGCCACCGCGGCUGCGUCGUGCACCUCGAGUACGCAGACUACGAGCGCACCGUCAUGCUCGUCGGCAAGGGCGUCACGUACGACACGGGCGGGUGUGACAUCAAGGCGGGCGGCGUGAUGGCCGGCAUGUCGCGCGACAAGUGCGGCGCCGCCGCCGUCGCCGGCUUCCUCAAGGCGUGCGACGAGCUGCGGCCGGCGCUGAAGGUGGUGGCGGCGCUGGGCAUGGUGCGCAACUCCGUGGGCGAGGAGGCGUACGUGGCGGACGAGCUGCUGCGCUGCCGGCGCGGGCUGGCCGUGCGCGUGGGCAACACGGACGCCGAGGGCCGCAUGGUGAUGGGCGACCUGCUGGCCGAGAUGUGCGAGCGCGCGGCGGCCGAGCGCCGGCCGCAGCUGUACACCGUGGCCACGCUGACGGGGCACGCCGUGCGGGCCUACGGGCUCGGCUACACGGCGCUGCUGGACAACCACGCGGCGCGCGCGCUGGGCCACGCCGCCGCCUUCCGCGCGGCCGCCGAGCGCCUGGGCGACAUGGUGGAGGUGUCGACGCUGCGGCGCGAGGACCUGCGCGCGCACCGCGGCCGCGCGCCCGGCGACCACGUGCACCAGGCCGACAACGCGGCGUCCUCGGCCCUGCCGCGCGGCCACCAGGCGCCCGCCGCCUUCCUGCUGCUGGUGUCGGGGCUGCACGAGGCCGACGUGCCCUACGCGCACCUGGACGUGGCGGCCAGCGCCGGCGACCUGCCGCACCCGCCCACCGCCGCGCCGCUGCUGGGGCUGGCCGCCUACCACGGCCUGCUCUCCAAGCGCUAGUCCCACUCGUGCAUAAUACUAUACAUAAUAAUCAAUUUAUUUUUGGAUUUUUUUAUUUUUUCUAUUCAUGCAUAAUACUAUAUCAUGUAACAAUAAAUCUAAAAUGUUGUUAUUGUAUUAAUAAAGUUGUAAUUUCA